AACCAGAAGAGAGCUGGCGGACAAACAGAGCUGACCUCUCUCGGAUCUUGCAGCCAUGAGGCUCCUCUGGGGGCUGCUCUGGGCUUGCAGCUUCUUCGGCUUAUCUCUCCAGAAGCCCAGAUUGCUCCUGUUCUCUCCUAACGUGGUUCGUCUGGGGGUCCCCCUCACUGUGGGGGUACUGCUCCAGGAUGCACCCCCAGGACAGGUCGUGAAAGGGUCUGUGUUCUUGAGAAACCCGAACUCUAUGCGUGCCUGCUCCACAGAGCAGGACUUCACCCUUAGCUCACAGAAAAGCUACACGCUCCUCAGCCUCCAGGUGCCUCUGACAUGGGUAGAGAGCUGUGGUCUCAGUGGUCUCAGUGACCUGAGACAACAUGUCCAGCUGAUGGCCCGGUCACCAUGGCUGAAGGACUCUCUGUCCAAAGUGACAGACACCCAGGGCAUCAACCUGCUAUUUUCGUCUCGCCGGGGACACAUCUUCCUACAGACUGACCAGCCCAUCUAUAAUCCCGGCCAGGGGGUCCGCUACCGAAUCUUUGCCCUGGAUCAGGAUAUGCGCCCAUCUGUGGAUGCCAUGACGGUCACUGUGGAGAACUCUCGUGGCUUCCUGGUUCAGAAGAAGGUAGUGCGCAUCUCCUCCAAACUCCUCUUCCAGGAUGACUUUGUGAUCCCAGACAUCUCCGAGCCAGGGACCUGGAGGAUCUCAGCCCGCUUCUCAGACAGCCUGAACUCCAGCAGCAGCACACAGUUUGAAGUGAAGAAAUACGUCCUUCCCAACUUUGAGGUCAAGAUCAUCCCCGGAAAGCCCUAUAUCCUGACCACAGCUGACUAUCUUGAUGAGAUCCAAUUGGACAUCCAGGCCAGGUACAUGUAUGGGCAGCCGGUACAGGGGGUUGCCUAUGUUCGCUUCGGGCUCCUGGACGAGGAUGGCGAGAAGACUUUCCUUCGGGGACUGGAGACUCAGAACAAGCUGGUGGAUGGCCAGAGCCACAUUGCCUUGUCAAAGGCUCAGGUCCAGGGUGCCUUGGUGAAGCUGAAUAUGGCCCUCCCUGACCUCCUGGGGCUGCGUCUGUAUGUUGCAGCAGCCAUCAUCGAAUCUCCAGGGGGAGAUAUGGAGGAGGCAGAGCUCACUUCCUGGCGUUUUGUGUCCUCUCCCUACUCCCUGGAUCUUAGCAACACGAAGCGACAUCUCGUGCCCGGGGAUCUCUUCCUGUUUCAGGCUCUGGUUCGAGAAGUGUCAGGCUCCCUGGCGCCCGGAGUUCCUGUCAAAGUUUCUGCCACAUUUACUUUUUCUGGAUCUGGUUCUGAAAAAAAAGACUUUGAGCAAAACUCAGACGAUAGUGGCCGUGUCAGCAUUCCCAUUGUUAUCCCAGAGACCAUUGCAGAACUGCAGCUCUGGGUAUCUGCCGGCUCCCACCAGCCUGCCGAGGCCAGGCUCACUGUGAAGGCCCCACCCUCAGGGGGUCCCGGGUUUCUGUCUAUUGAGCGUCUGGAUAUGCGGCCCCCUCGUGUCGGAGACACCUUCAAGCUGAACCUGCGAGCUGUGGGCGUCAGAGAGGACGCCUUCUCUCAUUACUACUACAUGGUCCUGUCCAGGGGCCAGAUUUUGUCCGUGAAUCAAGAGUCCAGGAGGAAGCUGACAUCAGUCUCUGUGUUUGUGAACCACCGCAUGGCACCCUCUUUCUACUUGGUGGCCUUCUAUUAUUACAGAGGCCUCCCCGUGGCCAACUCCUUGCGAGUGGAUGUUCAGGGCAAGGACUGCGAGGGCAAGCUGGAGAUAAACGUGGAUACUACCAAGAAGUACCGCAAUGGGGACCCUUUGAAACUCCACCUGAAGACCGAUUCUCCUGCCUUUGUGGCGCUGGGUGCCAUGGACACAGCCCUGUAUGCCGCAGGUGGCAGGGCCCACAAACCCCUCAGCAUGGCCAAGGUCUUUGAAGUUAUGAAUGGCUAUGACCUUGGCUGUGGUCCUGGGGGUGGGGACACUGCCCUUCAGGUGUUCCAGGCAGCUGGUCUGGCCUUUUCUGAUGGAGACCAGUUGACCUCAACCAAAAAAAGUAUGAGCUGUCCCACGGAGAAAACCAGGAAAAAGAGAAACGUGAACUUCCAGAAGGCAAUUAGUGAGAAGUUGGGCCAGUAUGCUUCCCCAGAGGCCAGGCGCUGCUGCCAGGACGGGCUGACACAGCUGCCCAUGAGGCGCUCCUGUGAGCAGCGUGCAGCCCGGGUACCACAACCAGCCUGUCGGGAACCCUUCCUGUCCUGUUGCCAGUUUGCUGAGAACCUACGCAAGAAAACCCGUACCAAGAACCAGGUGGGCUUUGCCCGAGCCCUGGAGAUGGUGCAGGAAGAAGAGCUGAUCGAAGAAGACCUCAUCCAAGUUCGCAGCUUCUUCCCGGAGAACUGGCUCUGGAAAUUAGAGACAGUGGACACUUCCAAAGUGUUGUCAAUGUUUGUCCCUGAUUCUCUGACCACGUGGGAGAUCCAUGGUGUGAGCGUGUCCCAGAGCACAGGACUGUGCGUGGCCACACCUGUCCGUCUCCAGGUAUUCCGCGAGUUCCACCUGCACCUGCGCUUGCCCCCCUCUGUCCGCCGCUUUGAGCAGCUGGAGCUGCGACCUGUCCUCUACAACUACCUGAAUGAGGACCUGACCGUGAGCGUUCAUGUGUCCCCCGUGGAGGGGUUGUGCAUGGCUGGGGGCAGAGGGCUGUCCCAGCAGGUGCUGGUACCUGCGGGCUCUGCCCGGCCUGUUACCUUCUCUGUGGUGCCCAUGGCAGCCGGAGCUGUGUCCCUGAAGGUGGUGGCUCAAGGGCCCUUUGUGGGGGAUGCUGUGUCGAAGGUUCUGCAGAUUGAGAAGGAAGGGGUCAUCCACACGGAGGAGUUGGUUUAUGAACUCAACCCCCUAGACCACCGAGCCAGAACCUGGGAAAUUCCUGGCAAAUCUGAUCCCAAUAUGAUCCCCGAUGGAGAUUUCAGCAGCUUGGUCAGGGUGACAGCCUCAGACCCACUGGACGCUCUGGGCUCCGAGGGAGCCUUGUCCCCAGGAGGCGUGGUCUCCCUCCUGAGGCUUCCCCGGGGCUGUGGGGAACAAACCAUGGUCUACUUGGCUCCGACACUGGCUGCUUCCCGCUACCUGGACAAGACAGAGCAGUGGAGCUCACUGCCCCCCGAGACCAAGGACCACGCCGUGGAUCUGAUCCAGAAAGGCUACAUGAGGAUCCAGCAGUUUCGGAAGACAGAUGGUUCCUAUGGGGCUUGGCUACACCGUGACAGCAGCACCUGGCUCACGGCCUUUGUGCUCAAGGUACUGAGUUUGGCCCAGGAACAAGUGGGCGGCUCACCAGAGAAGCUGCAGGAGACAGCCAGAUGGCUGCUGACCCAGCAGCAGGAUGACGGCUCAUUCCAGGACCCCUGCCCAGUCAUCCACAGGGGCAUGCAGGGAGGCUUGGUGGGCAACGACGAGACUGUAGCCCUCACAGCAUUUGUGGUCAUUGCCCUUCACCACGGGCUAGCCACCUUCCAGAACAAUGAGGAAGAGUUGAAGCAGCAAGUGACAACGUCUAUCUCAAGGGCAAACUCGUUCUUGGGAGGGAAAGCAAGUGCUGGGCUCCUGGGUGUCCAUGCAGCCGCCACCACAGCCUAUGCCCUGACACUGACCAAGGCUCCCCAGGACAUCCAGAGUGUCGCCCACAACAACCUCAUGGCCAUGGCCCAGGAGACUGACGAUUACCUGUACUGGGGCUCAGUCGCUGGUUCUGAGGACAACGUGGUGUCACCCUCCCCAGCUCCUCACAGCCCAACAGACCCUGUGCUGCAAGCCCCAGCCCUGUGGAUUGAAACCACUGCCUAUGGCUUGCUGCACCUGCUGCUUCGGGAGGGCAAGGCAGAGAUGGCCGAGCGGGCUGCAGCCUGGCUCAACCAUCAGGGCAGCUUCCAAGGGGGAUUCCGCAGCACCCAGGAUACAGUGAUGGCUCUGGAUGCCUUGUCUGCGUACUGGAUCACUUCCUACACCCCCGAGGAGAAGGGACUCAAUGUGACUCUCAGCUCCAUGGGCCGAACUGGGUUAAAGUUUCACACUCUGCAACUGAACAACCACCAAGUUAAGGGGCUGGAGGAACAGUUGCAGUUCUCCUUGGGCAACAGCAUUAGUGUGCAGGUGAACGGAAACAGCAAGGGGACCUUGAAGAUCCUCCGUGCCUACAACGUCCUGGACCUGAAGAACACAACCUGCCAGGAUCUCCAGAUCGAGGUGACAGUCACAGGCCACGUGGAGUACACAAUGGAAGCCAACGAGGACUACGAGGACUAUGAGGAGUAUGGAGAGCUCCCAGCUGGGGACGACCCAGAUGCCCACUGGCAGCCCGUGACGCCCCUGCAGCUCUUCGAGGGCCGGAGGAACCGCCGCCGGAGGGAGGCACCCAAGGUGGUCGAGGAGCAGGAGUCCAAAGUGCAGUACACCGUGUGCAUCUGGCGCAAUGGCAAGGUUGGGUUGUCUGGCAUGGCCAUCGCUGACAUCACCCUCCUGAGUGGGUUCCAUGCCCUGCAGGCCGACCUGGAGAAGUUGACCUCCCUCUCGGACCGCUACGUGAGCCACUUUGAGACAGAGGGGCCCCAUGUCCUCCUGUACUUUGACUCGGUCCCCACGGCCCGGGAGUGCGUGGGCUUCGGAGCCAUUCAGGAGGUGGCGGUGGGGCUGGUGCAGCCGGCCAGCGCGGUCCUGUAUGACUACUACAACCCUGAGCGCAAAUGCUCUGUGUUUUACGGGGCACCGAGUAAGAGCAAGCUCCUGGCCACCUUGUGCUCUGGUACCGUCUGCCAGUGUGCUGAGGGGAAGUGUCCCCGCCAGCGCCGCGCCUUGGAGAGGGGGCUUCAGGAUGAGGAUGGCUACAGGAUGAAAUUUGCCUGCUAUUCUCCCCGCGUGGAAUAUGGCUUCCAGGUGAAGGUUCUUCGAGAAGACAGCAGAGCCGCCUUCCGCCUCUUUGAGACCCGGCUCAUCCGAAUCCUGCACUUCACCAGUGACACCAAGGCCACUGCUGGCCAGACCCGGAACUUCCUGGUCCGUGCCUCCUGCCGCCUUCACCUGGAGCCCGGCAAAGAGUAUCUGAUCAUGGGUCUGGACGGCGUCACCGAAGACCUCAAGGGCGACCCCCAGUACCUGCUGGACUCCAACACCUGGAUUGAGGAGAUGCCCUCCGAGCGCCUGUGCCGCAGCACCCGCCAGCGGGAAGCCUGCAACCAGCUCAACAGCUUCCUCCAGGAGUACGGCACCCAGGGAUGCCAGGUGUGAGCAUCGCCCUCCACCCCACCUCCACCCCACCUCUGACGGGGGGCAGGGUACUGCUAAGAAGUGCUGCUGUUCCUGGUCCCCUGAACACAGCCACA
This is a messenger RNA of Ochotona curzoniae (black-lipped pika), 5379 nucleotides long. Its product is annotated as complement C4-A-like. Gene Ontology annotation, biological process: inflammatory response; complement activation. Gene Ontology annotation, molecular function: endopeptidase inhibitor activity; protein binding. Gene Ontology annotation, cellular component: extracellular region. The record is from RefSeq and is a predicted model, not a curated record. The coding region runs from base 56 to 5284 and encodes 1742 amino acids. Lineage: Eukaryota; Metazoa; Chordata; Mammalia; Lagomorpha; Ochotonidae. The transcript is spliced from 41 exons.